Molecule: messenger RNA, 5853 nt
Organism: Protopterus annectens (West African lungfish)
Lineage: Eukaryota; Metazoa; Chordata; Ceratodontiformes; Protopteridae
Gene: LARP1
Product: La ribonucleoprotein 1, translational regulator
Exons: 19
Coding region: 234-3428 (1064 amino acids)
Biological process (GO): mRNA stabilization; positive regulation of translation
Cellular component (GO): cytosol; cytoplasmic stress granule
Molecular function (GO): RNA cap binding
Source: RefSeq, a predicted model, not a curated record
GUGCAGCUCCACCUCUGCGUGCGCGUCCCCCUUGUCACCCUUCGCGUGGUGCUGCUUCCAUAUUGCUGCAGCCUAAAGCAUAUAUUGGAAAUUUAAAGAGAUACCAUCACGAUUUGUUAAUGUUCUAAACAGUAAUCAUUUUGCACCACAGCCUGAAAGGCAGUGCGGUAACCUUUCUGUUUGGGUGAUCAGCCGUUAGAAAGAUCACGGGGGAAGUCUUGUGUGCAUUGGAAAUGGCUACUCAGGUGGAGACUCUUCUUCCGAACAACCCCCUUAUGCAAACGGACGAGCACGGUUUGUCGAAUAAAAUGAAAAGCCCAGAAAAUCGAGUGAAAGAUGAUUCGAGUUUGGAUAAAGGAGACGGCAAACCCAAGACGUCUGACUUACAGCAAAACGAAACACAGGCAGGGUGUAGACAACCAAAUCGAAAACAGCAGAAAGAGGACAGUAACAACCAAGAGAAGGAAAACAUUCAAAAAGAAAAUGACAAGGGGAGUGGCGGACACAAGCCGGUAGAAGGUGGCCAGCCAGCAAUAACUAAGAAGGAAUUUAUAGAAGCACCCCCACCCAAGGUGAAUCCUUGGACUAAAAAUACGGUGGCUAUGGCUACUAUGAAUGGACAAACCUUCCCAGAACAUACUGUUGCUGCAAAAGUGGUAAAAGCAGGACACUCAAGACAAAGGAGAGGAGGCAAGGUUGGAGAUUUUGGUGAUGCUACCAACUGGCCAACCCCAGGAGAAAUUGCACACAAGACUACACAGCAUUCCCACAAGCCACAGUUCACCAAAAAGACACCUGGUAAAAAAGAUAUGAAGGAGCAAGAACAAGUGGACAGCAGUGAAAGCAAAGAGAACCUUAGAACAAAGUCAGAUGAGUCUGGAGAGGAGAAAAAUGGUGAAGAUGAUUCCACAAAGUCUUCUCAAAAGAAAAAAGGCAACAAGCAUAGGUGGGUUCCUCUCCCAAUAGAAGUAAAACCUGAAAGCUUGAGAGAGAAAACAACACCUAGAAAUAAUCGGCAGAAUGAACAGCAUCGACAUCCUAUGAACAGCAGAAAUGAGAUGAAAGCUUGGCAACAGGAGAACAAGUAUGACCGUGAAUGGAGAGAAGAUCAUGAUGAAAUUUGUAGUGUGAAAAGUGAAGGUGGUGCUGUUCGAGGAGGGUUCAGAGGACGGGGUCGAGGCCGAGGGCGUGGAAGGGGACGAGGCAGAGGAGCAAUUCGCUCUCACUUUGACUACCAGUAUGGCUACAGAAAAUUUGAUGGCAGUGAUGCACAGAGGCAGCCUAAGUUUAACAACAUCACCUACUACUUUGACAAUAUUAGUAGCACGGAACUGUAUUCUGUGGAUCAGGAAUUGCUGAAAGAGUAUAUCAAAAGGCAAAUUGAGUACUACUUCAGCAUUGAUAACCUGGAGAGGGAUAUUUUCUUGCGAAGGAAGAUGGAUGCUGAUGGAUUCCUUCCCAUUUCUCUUAUAGCUGGUUUCCACAGGGUCAAAGCACUGACUACAGACCUCAAUCUUAUUUUUCAAGCACUAAAAGACAGCAGUGUAGUGGAAAUAGAGGAUCAGAAGAUACGAAAACGUGAAGAGCCAAAGAAAUGGCCCCUGCCUGGUCCUUUAUUGGCUGAGGUUUCACAGACUGACUUCUCACGACUCUUGAACUGCCCAGAGUUUGUACCAAGGCAGAAGGACAGCUACGAGAAGGAGACCGAGUCUGCUCCUGGAUCUCCUCGUGCAUCGAGGCCAAUGGUGACAAAGAACGAAGAAGCCAGUAAUCUUAAGAGUAUGCCCAAGGGCCUGUCUGCUAGCCUGCCUGAUUUGGAUUCAGACACAUGGAUUGAAGUCAAGAAAAGGCCCAGGCCAUCUCCUUCUAAGCAGAAGAAACCUGAAGAACCAAAGCAGCAUCAGCAGCAGAAACAAAAGGACCAGGAUGAACCAGAAGAACUAGAUUUUAUGUUUGAUGAAGAAAUGGAACAGAUAGAUGGGCGACGGAACACUUUCACAGACUGGUCAGAUGACGAUUCAGACUAUGAAAUAGAUGAUAGAGAUGUAAAUAAAAUCCUGAUUGUGACACAGACCCCACCUUAUCUGCGCAAACACCCUGGUGGGGAUCGGACAGGAAACCAUAUUUCUAGGGCUAAACUGACAUCUGAACUGGCUAAAGUAAUCAAUGAUGGGUUGUACUACUAUGAACAGGACCUCUGGAAUGAGCAGUAUGAGCCAGAGUAUUCACAGAUAAAGCAAGAAGUUGAGAACUUCAAAAAAGUAAACAUGAUAAGCCGAGAACAAUUUGACACUUUAACUCCAGAACCACCCAUUGAUCCAAAUCAAGAAGUACCCCCAGGACCUCCAAAACUUCAGCAAGUUGCUACAGAUGCUUUGGCCAAUAAACUGUUUGGGGCCCCAGAACCUUCUGCUAUGGCUCGCUCAUUACCAACAACUGUGCCAGAGUCACCUAACUAUCGCAAUGCCAGAACCCCUCGAACUCCUCGCACUCCACGUCUCAAGGAUCCCACGCUGACCCCUAGGUUUUAUCCCGUUGUUAAAGAAGGACGGACAAUAGAUUCUAAGACACCCCGGAAAAGAAAAACAAGACACAGCUCAAAUCCUCCACUGGAAUGUCAUGUUGGUUGGGUAAUGGAUUCCAAAGAACAUAGACCAAGAACAGCUUCUGUCAGUUCUAAUGCAAGUCCCUCUGAAAGUACCUCUGUGCUUGGAAAUUAUGGCUGCACACCACAGUCUCUUCCAAAGUUCCAGCAUCCUUCCCAUGAACUGCUUAGAGAGAAUGGAUUUACACAGCAUGUAUACCACAAGUACCGAAGGCGUUGUCUAAAUGAGAGGAAGAGAUUAGGCAUUGGUCAAUCUCAAGAGAUGAACACACUUUUUCGAUUCUGGUCUUUUUUCAUCCGCGAUCAUUUCAACAAAAAAAUGUAUGAAGAAUUUAGACAGCUGGCUGUGGAAGAUGCAAAGGAAGGGUACAGGUAUGGUUUGGAGUGCCUUUUCAGAUACUACAGUUACGGAUUAGAAAAGAAGUUCCGGGCAGAAAUAUUCAAAGAUUUUCAGGAAGAAACUGUGAAGGACUACGAAGCUGGUCAGCUGUAUGGACUAGAAAAGUUUUGGGCUUUUCUGAAGUAUUCCAAGUCGAAAAACAUGGAAAUAGAUCCCAAAUUGCAAGAGUAUCUUGGCAAAUUCAAACGCCUUGAAGAUUUCAGAGUAGACCCUCCAAUGAGUGAAGAAAGUACUCACAGGAGAAACCCAUCAUCUGGAGAAGGAAAACGGUGGCACCCAUCACAGUCUUCCAACAAAUCUGUCAGCCAUUCUGUUUCUAGCCAAGCUCAGUCUUCUGUCCAGCCUAAUAAAGAGGAUGCCAAAAGUCUGACCCAGCAAGAUGCUGCUAUAACAAGCACAGAAUGCACUGCAUCACAGAAAUAAACAUUUGGGUUUCAACUUCCUGAUUUUUGGGUGGAGGAAGGAGUCCAACAGAAGGCUGCUUAUGGAAAAUGACAUGCAAAUUUCUUUCUAAUUUGACAAUAGGUCAGAUUGUCCAGCUGAUGCCAUCUUUCUUUUCUACAGUUUUUCUUCAGUGGCUUCUUUCAAACAUCUUGUUUGAAUGCUCCUUUUCAACAUAUCUUUGAGCCUCAGGUUUAUCCAAGGAAAGAUUGCUCUGUGCAAAUAAAUGACUUGGCCUUAUCACUAGGGAAGAAACUGCAUUUCUAGGAGCCAAGAUUUUUUUCUUCAAGGUGACAAGGAUGUGUCAUCUUGGAAGUUUCUCACAAAACAGGACUACUAGUUUCCAUAGAUACAAAGUGGAUAACCAAAUAAGCAAUUGUUAGGGAAAUGGAACUUCAAGGAGCAAGUACUUUUUCCUCCACCCUUCAUUUUUUAUACCUGUCAUGCAAAAUGAGAAUGUCAACCAAAGGACCUUUUACAGCCAGGUCUUUAAAACUGUGAACUUGGCUGUUGUACAGCUUCCACUCAGCAAGUUGUGUUGGAAACAUUUUGUCCAUAAUCUGGUAAUUCUAAUCUUGAAACCGAACAUUUAAAAAUACUGUGCAAAUUUCUAAAGAAUAUUUGACUCAAAAUUUAUUUUAGUUGGGAGAGCAGGAUUCUUUCAUUUGAGAAGUUGCCUUACUGCAGUGUGGGAACUUUAAACUGUUCACUUCUCCUGCUGACGUCCCUGUUCCGCACUGCACAGUGAUGAAGUUGUUUCUGUAUGCUCCAGUAAGCAAAGUUUGUAUCUGGCCUGUUAGAUUCGCUGGAUAUUUUGUAUUUAUCUCUACGGACUUGAGACGAACUACUGGUGAGCUUACUCUGACUCUCUCUUUUUCUCUAUCAAGAGAAAUCUAUAAAGAUUGUAGAUAAUAUAAAUUUACUUUGGGGGGUGCUACCAUAUAUUCUCUUUCCUCUGACAGCAAGCUGGGGUUAGUGGACUGUUCAAUAACACCAGAGAAGAGUAUGCAGAUGCUUUUUUUCAUUUUGACCUUGACUUGCCAUGAACAGCUGAUUAUUGUUGCUGUACUUGUUGAUCGCAGAACUGUCUAACUGGAAGUUAUUCUUUUUAUAGCUACACCCUUUACUUGAGUUUCAGUUAAUGGGGCAUGUAGUCCACUUAACCAAAGUUUUGGGUGAGGGAAAAGUUUAAUUUACUUUGGUUUCCCAAAAUAUGUCCAGUUGUCAUAAUUUAUGCAGAUGUUUCUCUGAAUAGCACUGUGAGUACCACAAUGAUCAAUUUGUAUCUGUAGAAUGUAGCUGCUCUUUUUCCAUUUUAACCCUGUUUUCCCCUUCCUAGCUUUUCGUCUGAUGCAAGUGAGCUCUUCAUAUGUUUGAGAAGGGAGAUUGUGCCUAGUUCUGACCUACUGAGUAGGCUGCUUACCAUCUUUGGGGACCCUGUAUACAUAUGUAUAUGUUUUCAUUUUUAAGCAUGCAAGGAUUGAAUCUUGCUGUAGUAUGGUGAAAUUAAGUAAGCAUUUUUCACUGCGAUUACCAAACUGAAGUACACACUACAGGUGUCGUUAUUAAAGUGGAAGCCUCAAAUACCUCAAAAAAUUACCCCUCCCCUUUGAAAAAAAAACUGUCUUCUUCCAGUGCUGCUUGCUGUCUUAUUUUGAAAGUUCCACCACCAACUAAAAUGGUUUACUGGUAUGAUUUAGAAAUGUUUAUUUUUAUUUAUUUUUUUCUUGGAAAGCCAAGUUAUCAAGUUUCCAGUGUAAGAAUGUUCCCAAGUUGAAAAUAACAUUAAGAAUCAAUUCUGUAUUGAGGAAGAACUAGAUUUUUAAUUUGUUUGAUCUGAGGAGAGGGAGCUUUUUCACAAAAAUGAAUGGUGCCCCCAUAUUUAUUGAUUGCAAGUUUGUGUACAACACCUUUUCUUGUUGAAAAGGCAGGGAAAUGUUAAAAGGUGCACAAAAUUCAAUGCCUUCUGUUAAUGCAAAACUUAAUUCAGAGUAUAAAUUCUGGAAAAUGUCUGUAGAGGUAUCUGAGUCAACAAGGUAGAGGAAUUCAAAAGGAUUGUUCUGUCAAAAAGCUGUAUUAGAGCAGGUAUCUGUGUACAUCAUUAAGAAUCAUUGCUGCUGGAGUAAAAACAUGUGUUGGAACUGUCUGCUGAAGUUAUUUUCCCAGUUUUUGCCUAGAUUACUUAAUACUUGAAUGUCCUCCAGUGUAAGACCAUAGUUCUGAGUUGUGGCUGAUUGAGGGCAGCCCAGCCAUAAAAGAGCACUGCCUGCAUGCCUAACUUUAAUUCUUUUUUUUGUCACCUGAAGUAAGUCUCUGCAGUGGCAUUGAAGUGCCAUUGUGUCACAGGCUUUUUCUCCAGAAAUUUGGUAUAUAAAAAAAAAUUUACUCUGCAUUCCUACUUCAGGUG